GGUGCGAGACAGUUCACCAGAGCUGCACAUCCCAUACUAACCCAUCACAACAAAUAAUAAACACCGGCGAUAAUCACUCAUCUAAUUUUCUCCCAUAAAAAAAAAAACAACUAUUCGAAGUGAACGCCAAUCCCUCUAUCUCAUUUGCAAUAAAUAAUUUUGUUGAUUGCAUUGAUGGAGCGAACGAACGACCGGAUGAUACAGCUGAUAACGGACACAUGACGAUUGAAAGACAUGCCGGGAAAACAGUGAAUUAUCUGUUGGAGUCUGGAUGAAUUAUUGUUCGAUUUAUUUAUUUGGAGAAUCGGCGGAAAAUCGGUGGAGGUGGUGGAUCGAUUGACGAAAUUGACGAGAAGAAAUCGAGUGAAUCUCAAGUUGGAGAAAAUGAUUGUGGUAUUACCCGGGAAAGUCGGCUGUUAGUAAUUGCGGGGACAAUGUCCAUUUUCUCCCUCCAUGCGGUAAUGAUAAAAGUUGGGUGGUGAUUGGAAUAGUUAUCUUUAGUCGAUGCUAAUUCAUUGUCGACUCACUGGAACUUGUGACUCGAUGUAUUGGCGAGAUAUGAGUUUAGACGGAAAUUUGUACCUGUAAUUUGCAAUUUUCACGGGAUGUCGGUGAAAAAUUGAGGGGAAAUCGGUUGCUUCAUACAGCUAUCAACGGGUAUAAAAUUGAUUGGGAUAUGAUCGUUAUUGGAAAUUGAUGCUGACCAACGGGAUUGGUUUAAUGUAUUCGGUGUAAAUAAACUGACAAACGGGGAGAGUUAAGUGGAGGUGAAGUAAAAACUUGGCGACAUCAUCGGUAAUUAUCUUCGGGACAUUUUCCGUGGCGUUUUUUUUUAGUUAUUGAAAUUGUGAAAUACGUGAGAAAGGAUGGAGAUUGUGUGUUGCGGCAUCGGGAGGAAUUGAUAUUAGUUUGGAGUGGAUAGAGGAAACCAAGGACUGUCUGGAAUGCCGUGGAUAAGGUGUCUAGGAGGCGGGGGUGGCAAGGUACGCCGUGGAAAAUCGCCAAGUGUCAGUCAACCCGUUCAUCUUCUGGUUAAGACUGAUUUCGAGCCGCAAUGUCAUAUAUUUCGAACGAAGCCACUCCGAAAGCCGCGACCAUGUCACCUAUGUCACCAGCCGAUGAUAAAGCAGGCAUCCUGCUGUCGAGUCUGCAAAUACCUCUGCCACAAGACCUGCGAGGACAAGGGCGCAAGAUUUCGAGAUACAGCUCAGCAAAUUCAUAAACAGUGGCAGGCUGAUCCAGCGAGGGCUUUCCCAUCAGUUGGCAACGCCAUAAGUUCACCAGUUAGUUUGAGUGGAGAUAACUCUUCUCCGAACACAACACCGAGUCCGAGCCCCAGCAUCACCAGCAGUGCACAAAUCACA
Molecule: messenger RNA, 1364 nt
Organism: Fopius arisanus
Lineage: Eukaryota; Metazoa; Arthropoda; Insecta; Hymenoptera; Braconidae
Exons: 4
Source: RefSeq, a predicted model, not a curated record